Messenger RNA from Zingiber officinale, 1826 nucleotides. RefSeq names its product casein kinase 1-like protein 10. Gene Ontology annotation, molecular function: ATP binding; protein serine/threonine kinase activity. Lineage: Eukaryota; Viridiplantae; Streptophyta; Magnoliopsida; Zingiberales; Zingiberaceae. The transcript has 13 exons. Gene Ontology annotation, biological process: peptidyl-serine phosphorylation; signal transduction; endocytosis. Bases 447 to 1682 code for a protein of 411 amino acids. Gene Ontology annotation, cellular component: nucleus; cytoplasm. The record is from RefSeq and is a predicted model, not a curated record.
AUGUAUAUAUAUAUAUUAUUAUCAUCGCUGGAGAUUUUGGAAGUUGGCGUACCUUUUGCCGCCGUCGGCGAUCGUUAUUCCAGGGAACCGGCUUGGCUUGGAUCGAUCGAGUUUGAUAGAUUUCGUCUUCUAGGGGUUCUUUCUGGCGCCGACGUUUCUUGUUCGAUCAGAGUUUGUUGGCGGGCAGAAGCAUUCAAUUGAAUUGGCCUUCUGCGUGAACUUUCGGUUCCUCCAACGAAGCGUGUGGGGUCUGGUUAUAGAAUUCAAGGAUUUCCGGUGGUAGAUUUUCUUGAUCGGUUGCGCCGGCGGCCUUCUUCUGAUUUUCUAGGCGGAAGAGAGUUGUAGGGCGCUUGGAAAUAGUAGUUUGUUUUUUGUUUGAUUAUUUGAGAGAUCUUGAGAUUUGUUCUCAAUUGAUUUUUGUGGGUGUGUUUGGAUUGGAUUAAGUCAUGGAGCGGAUUAUCGGUGGGAAAUUUAAGCUUGGGGAGAAGAUUGGAAGUGGUUCUUUUGGCGAGCUCUACGUCGGUGUUAACAUAGAAAAUGGAGAAAAGGUGGCACUUAAACUGGAACCACUGAAGUCUAGUAAUCCUCUGCUCCACUACGAAGCGAAAGUGUAUGCUCUUCUCCAAGGAGAAAGUGGAGUUCCCAAACUGAAAUGGUUUGGUGUGUAUGGAGAAUAUAACAUCAUGGCCAUUGAUCUUCUUGGUCCUAGCCUUGAAGAUCUAUUCAACUUAUGUGACCGGAGAUUCUCAUUGAAAACCGUACUAUUGCUUGCUGAUCAGUUGAUAACUCGGGUUGAGCAUAUGCACUCAAAGGGUUUUCUUCAUCGUGAUAUAAAGCCUGACAACUUUCUUAUGGGUCUUGGUCGAGCAACUCAGGUUUAUAUUAUUGACUAUGGUCUUGCAAAGAAAUAUAGGGAUCACCAAACCAGAAAGCACAUUCCAUAUAGGGAGAAUAAGAGCCUAACUGGAACAGCACGAUAUGCAAGCAUUAAUAUACAUCUAGGAAUUGAACCUAGCCGAAGAGAUGAUUUAGAAUCCCUUGGCUAUGUGCUUAUGUACUUUUUGAGAGGAAGCCUCCCUUGGCAAGGGCUCCAAGCAACCACUAAAAAGCAGAAGUAUGAUAAAAUUAGGCAAAAGAAAAUAUUGACCCCCAUAGAGGGACUUUGCGAGUCAUGUCCACCAGAAUUUGCACUUUAUUUCCGUCACUGUCGAUCCCUUGGAUUCGAGGGAAAGCCGAAUUAUUCAUACUUGAGGAGGCUAUUCAGCGACCUGUAUGUUCGACAAGGAUAUCAGUUUGAUUUUAUUUUUGACUGGAAUAUGAAGCAUUCCCAGAUUAAUGUUAAUCCUCGACAACAGCCGGGUGAUAAGACGGGCAGAGCCACCAAUCACAAAUUUCCCGAUAAUGCAUUCUCACUGUUAAAACAAACCGUUGAUUCCGAGAAAAUCUGCCCGACGUCGCACAACGAGAGUGCUUCGAAGAAAGUCGCUGUGCCAAGCAGCAGGAACCAUGUAGUUUCCACCGGCAGCCAACCAUCCAGUAGUCAGCAGAGAGUUCAGCAGCAGUCUGUCAUAGCCUCCGGCUCUUCCCGCGCCUUCAGGCCCGCCGUAACGAGAGGAACUUGCAACGAGCCCUUUCUCCGUAAAUUUGAUUUUCUCUCUCUUGAAAACAAGAUGCACAAGUAGACAAAACCAUUGCAAAAGUUAGUGGAUUGUGAAUUUAUAAGAUCGAUCACAUUUAUUUCAAACAUUAGAAUCCAGUGCCAGAUAAUCAGGAGGGGAAAUUAGCGUUUAUUAUACUUCCUCUUGUUGUGGAUAAUGAUGUUCUGA